Megalobrama amblycephala (Wuchang bream) is the source of this 6819-nucleotide messenger RNA. RefSeq names its product zinc finger BED domain-containing protein 4-like. Lineage: Eukaryota; Metazoa; Chordata; Actinopteri; Cypriniformes; Xenocyprididae. The record is from RefSeq and is a predicted model, not a curated record. Gene Ontology annotation, cellular component: nucleus. Bases 3788 to 4654 code for a protein of 288 amino acids. Gene Ontology annotation, molecular function: protein dimerization activity. Gene Ontology annotation, biological process: regulation of transcription by RNA polymerase II. The transcript is spliced from 2 exons.
CCUUAAUGGAAAAGGUGUGACUGCAGUCGAAAUGGAAGAGAGGGGGUACGCAGAAGGAUGGGAAUCCCUUCAGGGGGUACUCCACGCUAAAAAGUUUGAGAACCACUGCCCUAGCCCAAUAAAACUGUUGCAUAAUCCGGCCAGACAUUUUCGGACCCUGGUAUGAACAGCAAAUCCUUGAUGAGCCCAUUGCAAAAUGGAUUCAAAGAACUUUCUGAGUUUUAGGUUCUAACAAAGCAUCUUUAUGUAUGAUCCCAUUCCAACAAAGUAGACCAUCUUCAAGCAACAAAGAUGGAACAAAGUAGACCAUCUUCAAGCAAAUACCCAUCACGUCCCACCUUUCCAGAUGUUUCUGGGAAGGAAUUAAACCAAAUCAUUCUGAUGACAGACUUUGGCUUAGACAUUUCAGAAUGAUCAAACCAACAUUUAUCCAAUCACAUCCACUGUUGAGGCAGUCACAUGUUUUUUUUUUAGUAGCACAUCGACUGAUUUAUUUAGUAAAUGUGUUUACAUCUUAGUUUAUGUGCAUGUUUUCUUUUAUGCAAUAUCCCAAAUGCGCAUAAAAAUAGCUGGAUGGAAACAGCCAAUUGUGUUGAGCAACAAUUUUCAGCAAGUUACACCUACGCAGCGCCUAAACCUAAUCCAGAUCCGGAAUGACCAGUGGAAGACCGCCUUUGUGACCUCCGCAGGCCUGAAACAAGCCUUCACAUUAGCUCCCUUGUUGAAAUAUCCUGAUCCUUUGUGGGGGUUUUUCCCCCCAUUUCACUGCAUCUCAUGUUUUUAAACACACAGAAAAAAAAAGUAUUUGGUGUGAUCGGCGCUUCGGCUCUUUCUAUUAAACUAUGCAUAAAUACAUGAUGCUUUUUUGUUCAUUGUUUAUACAAUUUAAUAAAUUAUUUGAAUUAUGAACGGUCAAACAUUAUGCACUUUUUUUAAAGACAGUCAUGUUAUUUUAUUGCUUUGAAUAAACAAUUUAAAGGUGCGGUAAGUAGAUUUUGAACAGCGCUGUUGGACAUUGCUGAUAUUUGAAAUCAACAUUGCUGAUAUUUGAAAUCAACCCAAACAAACCCACCCCUCUCUUAAUUGUUCGCCUCCAAAACUCACACUCCAAUCCCAACCACCCUGCUCCGAGUUGGUCUCGAACCGCGGCCCAAUCGCUGCAGGCAUACGAGGUGUGUGCACUAACAAUGACACUAAACACCGCAUUCUCUAGCAGUCGACAGUGUGCACUGUUACAUAUGCAAUGCGAGUGGGUGUCUGUUUAUCAUAGCUGACACACAACAAAAUGCUUCACGAAAAGUAAAGCGCAGUUGAUGAGCAAACGACAAGGAAGUGAAAUGAACGUACAGUAUACAAGAGUAAAUACAAAGCAUUCUUUGUUAGUCGCAAACAGCACAGCAGCUCCAGACAAUCAAAACCGUGUUACUCACAUGAGAAGUGGGAUCAAAGCAGCCUCCACGUCUGUUUUCAGGCCUUCCCACUUAGCCUCUCUCCAGCGCUGGAAAGCUUUUCUAAUAUAAACGUGGGUCCUAAAGUGCUUGCAGUGUCAUAAAACUUCAUUCCAGUUAUAUUAUUUUGAGCUCUUUUGAGCUCUCUUGUUCUGCAGUUUUUUUUCUUCUUCUUUUCAAAUCUCCCUCUUGCUCGUUCUCUCUCCUUGACCAUCAUACGCCCCCUAAUGCUGAUUGGUUACGCAUUUGUUGUUGGCGUCUGCCCAACUAACUUCCAAACAGUGUAUUUGAAAUUCUACCGAGUCCACCUUUAAUGCAGUGCAUUAUUAUUUUGCUCAUUGUUCCCUAUUGUGGCCCUCAGGAGACAAGCCAAAAGCUUUUUUUCCCCCCUCUCUCUAACUGAAAUUAUGCUUUUUAAAGCAGUACUAAAGCAGGGGUACCAUGAACAGCUUUUAAGGAGAUAUGCAAGACAGAAUUAUGUGCCCCCUCCAUGCUAAUGUUUUUUCCCCCCAAAUAUGGCGACGACAUUCACUCAUUAGUUUGCCUAAUAUGCCAGAAAUGGCUCAGUUAAUGUUUCUUUUCUUGUCACAUUCAAUUACGAAUUUCAUGAAUCAUGUAAAUUAUAUAUUUUAAAUUCAAAGUGACAAAAGGUGAAAAAAAAAAAAGUUGAGUAAUUUGUAUCAUUUGAUUACUGUUGGUCAUUUAACAUUUCUAUCGUAAAACAGUUGUCAGAUGUUAAAUGCUUAAUUGUAUCUUAUAUCUCACACUCUUUCACCCUUAAAAAUUAAGCAUCUUGCUGGAAUGAAUGGUCAGGUUUUGAGAACAGUAAAACCCUCCUUCUGUGUAGCAGAGAAGCAUCAAGAAUAUCAAAUAUUGUGGACGUGUCCUCCUCAAUAUUGAUAUUGUGUUAAUACAAACAGCAUACAUGCGUCACAGAACAAAAUCAUUCAUUGUUUUUUUUUAAUUCAAAAGUGAUUUCUCUCUCCAUUUAAUCAUACUUAACAAUUGUCCUUCCUAUUUUUUUUUUUUUGAAUAUUACAUUUCAAAAGGCACUAAAAAAUAUCAAUGUGGCUGAUCAUCGCAACAUGCUUCUAAACAGAGAAAUGGAAUAAUUUAUCAUUGCAGUCUUAUUGUUACUAGGGCUGUACUAGAAUAAUCGAAUAUUCGAAUAUUCAUUCGGUGGGGUGGCAUUCGAUUUUCAGUUUUGAGAUUCGAAUAUUCUUUUUUUUUUUUUCAACACGUGACUUCCGUCGCGGACUCAUUCUCACUCAUGCUUGAACCGCCCGUUGGCGAACGUAGUGAUUUAUUUCAUCUCAUACUGAAUAGGUACAAAAUGCCCAAGACCUCAGCUGUUUGGGAGCACUUUAAAUUAAGUGAGGAUGACAAGACAAAGGCAGUGUGUCAAAUAUGCGAUUUGAAACUGGCCUACCACAACAGCACCACAAGUUUGAAAAAUCACCUGAGUUCUGUAAGUAGCACGCAACAACAAAAAAAAAAAACUGCUUUUAUGCGCUUAAUUUGCUAUGAUAAAUAGGCUAAUUGCAAAUACGACACUAUUUAAAAACAUACAGCAGCACAGGCUAAUAAUAAUUUGUUUAUAGGUACAUCCACAGGUAUCGCAGCCAUCAACAUGCUCAACAAAACCCAAAACUUCACAGCAGAUCCUGCAAUUCCGAAAACCGUUAACAGAGAAAAGAAAGAGAGAGAUAACAGAUGCCAUAGUGGAGUUUGUCGCUAUGGAUAUGAGGCCCGUUAAUGUAGUUGAAGGCGAAGGCUUCAGAAAAUUAAUGAAGAUAAUGGAGCCAGACUACACUGUCCCAAACCGUUCCAGUAUUUCAAACACCCUGUCUCUUAAAUACAGCGAUCUGCGAGGCCAAAUUUAUGCUCUCGUUGAAAAAGCUACGGCCUCAGGAGUGGGAACUCUCUGCCUUCGUUUUGGAAACCAAAGCAUUUGAGUCAAGCCAUACAGGAGUCAACAUUGCACAACAGCUUGGAGACGCGGCAGAUGCAUUCGCAAUUCCAAAUUACAAGCGGAUAGCCGUUGUUCACGACAAUGCCAGCAAUAUGAAGCUGUGCACCGAGACGCUGAAUAAAGAACCGGAGAAAUGGGGAACCGUUCAAGGGGUCUGCUGCUCAGGACACACGCUGCAACUAUGCAUAAAUGAAGCUCUGAAACUGGACCGAAUCCGUCGCACAGUUUCAGCUGCCAGGAAUCUCGUAGGGCACUUCAAAAAAGUGCCAAGGCUACAGCUGCUUUGAAAGAGAAACAAACGCAGCAGAACGUUGUACAACACAAACUCAUUCAAGAUGUUGCUACUCGUUGGAACUCUACGUAUGAAAUGCUUAACCGACUGGUGGAGCAGCGAUGGCCAGUGACAGCUGUUUUGUCAGAUCCCAGCAUCACUAAGAAAGGAAAUCGCACCCUUGACUUGACAGGAGACCAGUGGAAACUGGCACAAGAGACAUCAGAAUUACUUGGGCCCCUGCUCACACUCACAGAACUACUAUCACAGGAGGCAAACUUGUCGUUGUCAGCAACAGUGCCAAUGCUCUUUAACCUGAAGAAACGCCACCUGUCACCAGAAGAGGAUGACAGCCCUGCCAUCAGAGAAAUGAAGAAUACCCUUGUCAAGGAGAUCGACAGCAGAUGGGAACUGUUAAAUUUGGAACCCACCAGCAUCUAUCUCCUUUCUUCAGCACUAGACGUGAGAUUUAAGCACCUUAAAUUCCUUGAGGAUGAGGAGGAGGACCUGGUAUACAUUGAGGUUGUCAGACUAGCUGAACAUCUGCAUCAGCAACAGAUCGUUCGCAAGGGAGAAGAGCUGUCAGCAAGCCACGGAGAAGAGGAGACGGAUGCGCCACCACCACCCGCCAAAAAAAAACAGCAGGAGAUUUCAAUGCUGAUGCAGGCUGAUGACGAAGAGGAAGAAGAACGCGGAGACAGCGCAAAGACAGAGAUGGAGCAGUAUUUGAGAGAUGCUUCUAAAUUACAGUCGGGCCCACUGGCAUGGUGGAAGCAAAACAGUGACCGCUACCCUAAACUGGCAUUUGCAGCCAAACACCUUCUUUGCGUUCCGGCCACUUCAACUCCAUCAGAGCGCAUUUUCUCAAAAGCUGGCUACAUCGUCAACAAGACCCGAAGUUCCCUUUUACCAGAAAAUGUGGACAAACUCAUCUUCCUCGCACACAACAUGAAACGAGUAUAGGUAGUUUCACAAUAGUUUCCAACCACUGGGUUGCGAUUUAUAUAGGCUAAGUGUUUGAAAGAGCCUAAAUAUUUUUGUCAUUGAAAUGUGAGCUGUCUAGCUAGGCUAACAUUGCCUUGUUCUAUUUAACCUAUUACAGUUUAUUCUAUAUAAGGGAGUGAAUAAAAUUUAUUACAAUUACUUUAAAUUUAAAUAGCCAACCCGUUACGGUGUCAGUAAUUAUUACAUUUACGAAUAAUAAAUGAAUGUAGUUCAACGAACUGCAGGCUAAUAAUAAUAAAUAAAAAAAACACCGCAACAUGCUUUCAAUAAAAGCAUCGCGCAUUUUAAAGAUUUAAAUUAACAAAAAGUCAGAAUAAGACAAAAUAAAUCCCUUAUAUAGAAUAAAACUAAUUGUAAUAGAUAUUACAUUUUGUGUCAUUUUAAAAACAGUUCAUUUAUUCUUAUUCAACUGUUUAUAAGCAUGCUACCGUGUUCUUUAUUUAUUACAGUUCGUUGAAAUCACUGUGUGUUACUAAUUUAAUUUCUGUUUUGGGAUUCAUUUGUUUUAAAGAAAUGUUCAUUAUUAAUACCUUAUUAAAGUUCUUGCUCUCAACAGACUUUGUGUUUUGUAUCACUUGUGCACUGUCCGUUUUCGGAGCAUAAACCUGCCCGUGUAAUGCGUACCGGAAACUGUUCUAUUUAAAAGAUUAUUAAAUGUUUAUUAAUAUUUAAAGAAUGUGUGCCACCUGAUCAUAUUGCAACACUGCACUCCACUGGGUCUGCCGCAACACAUUUACGAUGCCGAAGAGUGAAACGUGAAGUUGUGAAAGAUGAUACAAAUGCAAACCGACACUAUUAUUAUAUAUUUAGCCCCACCCACCGAAGCUUCGAAUAUUCGAUAUUGAUUGCCCACUAGGCUUCGAAGCUCAAAAAAUGGCAUUCGAAACAGCCCUAAUUGUUACAUGCAGUCUAGUUUAAGUUUUCAUUUUCUUGGACUUUUAAUUAAUAUCUGUGUUUCCUGUGUUUCUCUUUUGUUUCCAUGCUUACUUAUUGAUUGAUUGAUUGAUUUUUGCCCCACCUGUCUCUUGUUUCCUCCCUUAGUUAACCAGUGUAUUUAUAUAGCCCUCAGUCGGUGUUCUCAGUUGUCCGUUCUCAUCUGUGUAUAGUGGUUGUUCUACUCCUGUGUGUUUGUUGUUUUGAUUUAUUGUUAAAGUAUACUGCUGCAUUUAGAUCCAGCCUCAAUUCUAUCCUUGCUGGAAACAACACUGUGAUACUUAUAUAUAAACUAUCUAAGCUAUACAAACCUCAUUCUUCACAUGGGAGGGCAAAAUAAUAAAAUAACAGUAGCUCCCCCAUUAAUAUUGCUACUCUUUCAUUGUCUGUUACUGGAAUCGUCAUGACAAAUAGUCGGUUUAUUCUGAUUUUGAAAUAACCAAUUUGUAAGGUCAUUUUUCAUCCUUUUCACCUCUUUAUCGCUACUGUACUUUUUUUAAAAAAAAAUUUUUAAUAAUUUUUGCUUUAGAGCAAGUCUCUCUUUCCAUCCAUUUUUGAAGUGACAGGAGAACAGGUUCACUUUCAGUAAUCAUUUUCAAUAAUUUCAUAAAAAUUAUUAUAAAAAAAGUAUAUUAUAUUCAAAGUAUGUCCAAUGUUUUAAAUGAAAGAUUUCUCACUAGCAAUAAUGUCUUCUUUUCAUCAGGGCUUGUGAAGUUUACUUUCACAAGAAUGGUUUUCUUUACCCUCAGAGAUUUUUUUCCCUCAGUAAGAAUACCAAGUAUUAAUUAGUAAGAUUAGAAUAACAUAAAUUAUUAAGAAUAAAAUAAUAAUAAUAAUUAUUAUUAUUUUAUUAUUGUUUUGUGGUUGAAAUGGAGUAUUUUCUAUUUUUAUGUUCAGUGACACUUCAAUUUGGACAACCAUUAAAGAACUAGCAAAACAUAGGUAGUAAACCUCCAAGUAUUGUCUCAAGUAAGAGUCUCACAAUGAAAGUUUUGGCCCUUUUCUUAUUUUGUGUUUUAAAAGCUGAACUUGAGAACCACUGUCUGAGAGGCUUAGACCUUUUAAAGAUAAAAAAAAACUUUGUAUGUCUUUAGAUUGAAAUGAAUUCUCAUUACAAUUCAGAUGCGUUAUUGAGUACAGUGCUUGGAUGGUGUCAUGUAAUGACAUUUGAUGAAUUUUUGUUGUUUAUG